CCGCUCCCUGCCCGCGCGCCGCCGCCAUGCCGAUCAACAAGCCUGAGAAGCUGGACAAGCCAGAGAGCUGUGACAAUGUCAAGGUUGUUGUUCGAUGCCGGCCUCUUAAUGAACGAGAGAAAGCUACAGGCUACAAAAUGGCAGUCAAUGUAGAUGAAAUGAGAGGAACUAUAACUGUUCAUAAAACAGACUCAUCCAAUGAGCCUCCGAAGACAUUUACGUUUGACACAGUGUUUGGACCAGAGAGUAAACAGCUGGAUGUCUAUAACUUAACUGCAAGGCCUAUUAUUGACUCUGUCCUAGAAGGAUACAAUGGUACUAUUUUUGCAUAUGGGCAGACUGGAACAGGCAAAACUUUCACCAUGGAAGGGGUCCGAGCAGUUCCUGAGCUUAGAGGCAUCAUUCCCAAUUCCUUUGCCCAUAUAUUUGGUCACAUUGCCAAGGCAGAGGGGGAUACAAGGUUUUUAGUUCGUGUGUCUUACCUGGAAAUUUACAAUGAAGAAGUGCGGGACCUUCUAGGAAAAGACCAGACACAGAGAUUAGAGGUUAAAGAGAGACCUGAUGUGGGAGUUUAUAUCAAAGACCUUUCAGCUUAUGUCGUAAACAAUGCAGAUGAUAUGGACAGAAUCAUGACUCUGGGCCACAAGAACCGUUCUGUUGGUGCCACAAACAUGAAUGAGCACAGCUCUCGUUCGCACGCCAUCUUCACUAUCACUAUUGAGUGCAGUGAGAAGGGGGUCGAUGGAAACAUGCACGUGCGCAUGGGCAAACUGCAUCUUGUUGAUCUUGCUGGUUCUGAAAGACAGGCGAAAACUGGAGCCACAGGGCAGCGCCUGAAGGAAGCUACUAAGAUCAACCUCUCUCUGUCGACGCUGGGGAAUGUUAUCUCUGCACUGGUGGAUGGCAAGAGCACCCAUGUGCCCUACCGUAACUCCAAACUUACACGGCUCCUUCAGGAUUCUCUGGGGGGCAACUCCAAAACCAUGAUGUGUGCAAAUAUUGGACCGGCAGACUACAACUACGAUGAGACUAUCAGCACUCUCAGGUACGCAAACCGAGCCAAGAACAUAAAGAACAAGGCCAGGAUUAAUGAAGAUCCCAAGGAUGCUUUGCUCCGCCAGUUUCAAAAAGAAAUUGAAGAGCUCAAGAAAAAACUGGAAGAAGGGGAAGAGAUAUCUGGUUCCGAGACCAGUGAUUCUGAAGAAGAUGAUGAAGAUGACGAUGGGGAGAUUGGAGAGGAUGGGGAGAAGCGGAAGAAGCGGCGGGGCAGUAGCAGCAGCAGUAGUUCAGACUCCACAUGCUCUGUCAUAGAGAAACCUCUGGAUAAGUCCUUCACUAAUCAAGCAGGCAAAAAGAAAGUUUCCCCUGAUAAGAUGGUAGAGAUGCAAGCAAAGAUUGAAGAGGAGAGAAAAGCUCUUGAAACUAAGCUUGAUAUGGAGGAAGAAGAAAGAAAUAAAGCCAGAGCUGAACUGGAGAAGAGAGAAAAAGACUUGCUUAAAGCUCAACAAGAGCACCAGUCCCUGUUGGAGAAACUGUCUGCACUGGAGAAGAAGGUGAUUGUGGGAGGAGUGGACUUGCUAGCAAAAGCAGAGGAGCAAGAGAAGCUUCUAGAAGAAUCAAAUAUGGAACUGGAAGAAAGAAGGAAGAGAGCAGAACAGCUUCGCAAGGAGCUUGAGGAGAAGGAGCAAGAGCGCUUGGACAUCGAGGAGAAGUACACCAGCCUCCAGGAAGAAGCACAGGGGAAAACCAAAAAGCUGAAGAAAGUUUGGACCAUGCUUAUGGCUGCAAAAUCGGAGAUGGCAGAUCUGCAACAAGAGCAUCAGAGAGAGAUUGAAGGACUACUAGAGAAUAUUCGCCAGCUGAGCAGGGAACUUCGUCUUCAGAUGCUUAUCAUAGACAACUUCAUUCCUCAGGACUACCAGGAAAUGAUUGAAAACUAUGUUCACUGGAAUGAGGACAUUGGAGAAUGGCAGCUGAAAUGCGUUGCAUAUACAGGAAACAAUAUGAGGAAACAGACACCUGUCCUGGAUAAAAAAGAAAAAGAUCCCUUUGAAGUGGACCUUUCCCAUGUUUACUUAGCUUACACUGAAGAAAGCUUGAGGCAAUCUCUGAUGAAGCUGGAGAGGCCGAGGACUUCAAAAGGAAGAUCCAGGCCCAAGACGGGUAGAAGAAAACGUUCGGCAAAGCCAGGAGCUGUCAUUGACUCUCUGCUGCAGUAGGUGUGACCUGUUCAGAAUUGCCGUAAAAAAUCAGUGAGUGUUUAAGAUUUGGCCAGAAUAUGGAAUUCAAGAGAUGGCACAGUUUGACAUGGCUGUAAAAUCCAUGCCUUGCUGGUAUGGAUCUUUAUUUUAAAAAAAUGUAUUUUUCCUUAGUUGCCUGUAUAUUGUAUGUUAUAUUAACAUAAUAUUAAACUGGUAUAUAUGAUGGUUGUGAAAUUCUGUGUCAAACGUGUUGUGCAGGGAAGCUAUUGUUGGCAAUCCUUGUUGAAAUGUAUAGAAAAUAAGGGUUCUAGAUGUGUGUUUAAGUGCUAGACAUGUUAGCUCAAAACGGUUGAAAUUCUAAAAUUUAAGGCUGGUAAAUCUGAUUUAUGCCCUGCUUUGCACAUAACUGGCAGCUUUCACUAUCGUCCUCUGUUGCACUGAUCUGUGUUUGAAUGUGGUUGCUGCAAACUUUUGAAUUAAGAGCAUCAAACCCUUUUAUUUAAAUAUUUCUCACUGUGGCUACUAACCUGAUUGUAUUGCGUAUCAAAUACACGGUCCUUUUCCCUUCAUUUGCUGUCUUGCUGUACAAAGGAAGUAGUUGGGUGGGGGAAACAUGAACUACAAAAGUCAGACUUCUGGGGAGGGACCAUGCUCUGUUUAAGUGCAACAGAAAACAAGUGUCUAGUGCUUUUUUUGUCUAUUUGUGGGUGAUCUGCUGGCACUGUGGGGAGCGAGGCCUUUGCAAAGACAAAAGAGGGCUUUUUUUCUUCCUUUUACAGCUGUGUUGCAGCACUGCUUUGCCUGCUUUUCAUGCUUUUGAGAUGGCAUUCUUUAAAUGUACGUGAAUUGUUUUGUAAUCUGAACAGCAGAGAUUAUUUAAGGGGAAUGCUAUAAUACUAGGACUUGGCUUCAGCCUUGGGACUGUGAGCGUUACGGCUCCAUCUUCUCAUCCCUGGCUAGAAGGGCACCCUCUAAACUGAGGGUGAAUCUGGCUCUCCUAUAUUAAAACAGGCAUGAAUUGCCCAAUUUUCCCAGAACAGUAACAUCCCCUGAAAUAGCUGAUGCUGUUUGUGUUCCUGUGUAGAUUGUAUCGUCUUGGGUUUCUGGCUAUGCUCUGAUGAGAGGAAAAAAUUCUGGUCUCUGAUAACCAUUUAUUUGUGGUGGCUGCUCUUCUUCGUUGAUAUUAUGCUGCUAAUAGACACGUAUCACUUUAAUACAUUGCUUUUGUGUCACAGAGGAAAUGCAUCUUCUUUGGAUUGCGUGUGCUUUAUAACUCGUGCUGGAGCACAUCAGCUGCAGGCAUCUUAAGAGUUCCCGUGCCUGAGUGGUGGUAAUAGCUGUAACUUCCAUGUCAUCUUAGUGUUACUUAGAGGUUUAAAAAGCUGUGGUAACUAAUAGGAGAAAUCGAGUCCUUAAACAUGACAGAAAGAACAAGGCAGCUCCUUAGGUGUCCUGAGUUCUUGCUAGUAGCCACAUUUGCAAUUACCAGAACGUUCUUGUGAAGUACUUAGUGUAGUUAAAAGUUGAUACCCCUUUCUUACUGUCGUGGUGCCUAUUGGAUGUACCUUGUGACUCUGUAACAGGUCUGUAAACAGGAUCUGUAAUAGUUAAAACUGGUCUUGUAAGGGCAUAUGUUGCUCUGGAGAUAUAGUCAGUGCUAUUCUAAGUGAGUUGUAAGCUUUUCCCUGUUUUUUAAAUGUGUUUUUCAGGAUCAUGACCUAAGAGAAGAACAUACUGCCCUGUAUUUUUUGGGGGGGAAGGAAUGUCACCUGAGUUAAUACAAAAUCUGGCUUUGUCACCUAAGUUCAUAAGAUACACGUGCAAACACUGGCAUUUGUUUUCUCUAGCCUAGCAUUUAGAGAGGUAAAUACUCAAAUUUUUGCCUGAUUUAAGCUGUAGUUGGUUUUGCCCUUGAAGAGCUGACCUUACUCUGAAUGUGCUUGGAUGGAGUUGGCUUAUUUCGGGUUACAUGCUUGUCAUCAAACAAGACAGACCGAAAAUGGCUUAAAUGCUCUUUUGUGUUAGGCCUUAUGUCAGUUCUCAGUCCAAGCAGAUAGGUGCAUAAUUUUGGCCUGUACUGGUUCUCAGAACCAGGGAUAACUGUUGUAUUUCCCUUGCAUUUCCUUGUCUUGUUGUGCUAAGGUUUGGGUGAUCUGUUUUUAAGGCAGUUUCUCCUGAUCUGUGCUUUCAAAAAGACCAUUGAAAAUUCUUUUACCUGACAGACAUCAGUGGCUUAAAGAUACUACUGUGAACCAUGACACUGCAUUUAAAAUAUUUAAAACUUAAUUAUAAAGGCGUAUGCUUUACGAUUUAAUUAAUGUUACAGUCCUGCUGCUGAAAACAAUAGUACUCUACAUAUUUAAGUGAGCCUGGGGGCAGAGAAAAUGCUUAAUAAAUAAUUGCUUGUAUACCUUUAACUGGCAGAUUGGAGAAACUGGUGGUAAUCCCCUGUUACAGGGGCUCGGGGAACAAGUUACUGCUUUUACAAGAGGACUUUAGGUGGAACGCUAUCAUGGUUGUGAUGUUCUAUCAGCUUGGCUUCCCUUUUAACUGGCGUGUUUUGUUGAAGUUGUGGGAACUUUCUUGUGAAACCAGGGAGUCUGGCUUGCAGGUUUAUCGUAUGGGCCCCCUCUGUAGCCCUGGACAAUCUGUGAAUGUCUAAUGGGUCCA
Gavia stellata (red-throated loon) is the source of this 4871-nucleotide messenger RNA. RefSeq names its product kinesin family member 3A (gene KIF3A). Gene Ontology annotation, biological process: microtubule-based movement. The transcript is spliced from 19 exons. The record is from RefSeq and is a predicted model, not a curated record. Lineage: Eukaryota; Metazoa; Chordata; Aves; Gaviiformes; Gaviidae. Gene Ontology annotation, molecular function: microtubule motor activity; microtubule binding; ATP binding. The coding region runs from base 27 to 2219 and encodes 730 amino acids.